CGACGCAUUGAUAUUCACCAAUGAUGCGGUGAAUCUCCAAGGCGCAGGACUAGACUGACCAAUAAGAGAAAGGCAAGGGGCGGGACGUGUCUGGUCCAGUCUCACCUCCCACCCAUAUGAAAUCACUGGCUGGAGAGCAACAGACAACCACGCAGCCGAGACGAGGCAGGUCCACAGGUAAACACAGGUAGGGACACGGAGACAGAGACGGAGACAGAGACAGAGGAGACACUGCGGGACAACAGUCGACAUGGAGGUAUCGGAGUAAGCAGCUCCGCACACAGACCCGCUCUCCAACAGGUUCACUGCAGCCGUGAGCAUGUCGACGGUAGAAGGAGCCGUCCAGUGCGACGAAGGAGAGUACGGCAGGGCUGCAAAGCGGCUGAAAACUGAGGAGACGGAGGCGGAGGAAAGAGAAGAGGGAGAAGAGGAGCUGGAGGAGGGGGAGGAUUCGGACUCUGGAUCCCUGCCCGGUAACGGAGAGUCUGCGACAGACAACCGGGCCCGGUGGAGCGGCAGCCAGUUCGGAGCAGGACGAAGGGAAAAUGGCGAGGACUCCCAUCGUAUCUCUCCCAGUCCUGUGGUCCAUGUCAGGGGCCUGUGUGAGGCUGUUGUGGAAGCGGACCUGAUAGAUGCCCUGGAAAGGUUUGGGCCCAUAUGUUAUGUGAUGAUGAUGCCGUUCAAGCGUCAGGCCUUGGUGGAAUUCUCUGCAGGAGAGAGUGCCGACCUCUGUGUGUCUUGUGGAGCCAAGGAACCUGUAUACAUCGCAGGCCAACAGGCAUACUUUAAUUACUCUACAUCCAAGAGAAUCACCAGGCCAACCAAUGCGGACAAUCCCAACAGCGGCAACAAGGUCCUCUUGCUGUCCAUACAGAACCCCCUCUACCCUAUAACCACGGAUGUUCUGUACACCGUGUGUAACCCUAUUGGCAGUGUGCUGAGGAUCGUCAUCUUUAAACGAAAUGGAAUCCAGGCCAUGGUGGAGUUUGAGUCUAUUCAGUGUGCUCAAAAGGCCAAAGCAGCUCUGAAUGGAGCUGACAUCUAUGCUGGUUGCUGUACACUCAAGAUUGAAUAUGCAAGGGGACAGAAUAGCUCAUCAGAGAUCCCGUUACAUCAUACUCCUGCAGUACCCACCACAGAGCCCCUCAGGAGACACGGUUGCAGGCCUUUUCCAAAUCCACAAAACACGUGGACUGGCUGGUCGAACUCCCAUGACCUCCUCAGCAGCUUGGCAAGGCCAACACGUCUGAAUGUGAUUAAGAAUGACAAUGAGAGCUGGGACUACACUAAACCAUACCUGGUCAGACGAGACCGUGGAAAGGGAAGACAGAGACAGGCCAUUUUAGGAGAACACCCGUCAUCCUACAGUGAUAAUGGCUAUGGUCCACCGUGUCCCCUGCUGCCUCUGCCCAACAACAGCAGAUACAAGCUCACAUCAGUGGAUGUUCCAGACAUGGUAUCCUAUCCUUUGCCCCAGUCAUCCUCCUCGUACUCUGGCCAUGCCCCUAGCUCUGUUGCCAUGGUAAGUGGUCUCCAUCCAUCCAAGAUGAACUGCACCCGGAUCUUCAACCUCUUUUGCCUCUAUGGGAACAUUGAGAAGGUGAAGUUUAUGAAGAGUGUUCCUGGAACAGCAUUGGUUGAAAUGGGGGAUGAGUAUGCUGUGGAUAGAGCCAUCACACACCUCAACAGCAUCAAGGUGUUUGGCAAAAGACUUAACGUCUGUGUGUCCAAGCAGCAUGCUGUGAUCCCCAGUCAGGUGUUUGAGUUAGAGGAUGGCAGCAGCAGCUAUAAAGACUUCGCCAUGACCAGGAACAACCGCUUCAGCAGUGCUGGUCAGGCCUCCAAAAACAUCAUCCAGCCUCCCUCUGCUGUGCUACACUACUACAAUGUUCCUCCAUGCAUAUCACAGGACCAUUUACUGAGGCUUUGUACGGAGCAUGAUGUGCCUGGCUUUGUCAAAUUCAAGAUGUUUGAUGCCAAACCCUCUUCUAAGACCAUCUCUGGCUUGUUGGAGUUUGACAGUAAGACAGAGGCUGUGGAGGUUCUUACUGUUCUCAACCACUACCAGAUUAGGAUACCCAAUGGAUCCAACCCGUACACCCUGAAAUUGUGUUUUUCCACCUCAUCUCAUCUAUAAAAGCCUGCAGAGCACAGAACAGGCUGCUGAGUCUGAAGAUGGCUGACCUCUGACCUGAGAGAGGAGGCAGGAGCAGGAUCAUGAGACAAAGACACGUGAAACACUGCAGGAGAGAAUAACAGAAAGAAAAUGGAAGAAGAAAUGAGAGAGAAAUGGACUUUAGAGAAGAUAAAGCAAGAUUGUAAGAAGAGUAUUAAGGAGAGAGACAGCACUGUCUGCAAACGGAUCAUCAAUGUACAUCUGUCAUUCCAGCAUCAAAUCACAAGUCAACACGCUGACAGACUGGUACCCUACUUGAAAAAUGAUUCUAAUGUGAUUUUAUCGUCAUGUGGGACACUUGAAGGAUCUGUUUGUCCCAGAUGUCUUCACUGCAUGGUAAACCUGUCUUUGACAAGUAGACUGAGGACGACCCACUCUGAGAAAUCUGCUGUACGAACCUGAAUCUGCUUCAGUGACCUCAGACAUCUCCUAAGACAUUAUCAGUGCAUGUGGUAUAUGGUCACUUAAAUAACGUUUUACUGUUUCAAACAGUAAAUAAAUACACAAAGUUCUUUUAAACUGUCAUCCAUCAAAUACAGUAGAAGUGGAUGCAGUCAAACAGAUACCGCCACGGUGGAAGCUAAGCCUUAAGAAAGAGAUAUGUCUCCACUGUUUGGUGAACAUGAGAUAUCCCAGUUCAACGUUCAAGUUUGCUGUGGACAUUGGUCCCCAGAGUAAACUCCUGAUGGUCCUGGUGACCUCCAAACCUCAAACAUUGGGUCAAAGACCUGAAAGACCAAUAAAUUUCCAUUGGACUUUCGUUAAUAAUGAUGUUUCCCAGAGGAGGAAAUCAAAUGUUUCUAAUAAAGCUCCCGUUCUUUGUCUUAGCUCCACCUUCAGCUUUCCCAGUCCUGGUUGGGUUAACUUGCAGCUCGGGCUUUUCCAUUGAAGUGGAGGAGAAGAACAAACGUGGCCUGUUGUCAUUCGCCAAGUUCCAAAAGGAAAAUUUAUGAGCCUUUAUCUGACAUUAGCAACACAUUAUUAGCUUUUGAUAAUGUCGUCAAGUUGAAAUCUCAUGUUAUCAAAUACUGUUAGUAAUGUUGUAAACAUCUGCACAUUUCAUACAUGAAUCUAAAUGCACAAUAUGCUCACAAACUACUGCAUCCUGUUGUACAUACUCUGUUAUGGUGGGGGGACCUGAAAGAGAUAGUGCUGAAUUAACCACCCUGAUCUGUUUGAAAAGUGUUAUAGUUAAAAUCUUUCUCAUGACAUCUUCGGUCGAACACUUUAAAAGUAUUCCAAUCACAGCAAGAGGUAAAGGUGAACACAUGUACUUGAGAUAAAAGCAACAGAGGAGUUGGGGAGCUAAACACAGGGACUCUUGAACUCUUGACUCUAAAGCUCCUGAGACUUUUUUGAUAGCAGUGCCCUCAGAACAAAUGUUACAUUUUCAGCUCCUUAUCACGCUCUAUGAGUAAGAAUGUUUUUAUUGUUGGUUUUUUUUUAAUGAUCUUUCUUUCUUUCUUUCUUUCUUUUCUUUCUUUCUUUCUUUCUUUCUUUCUUUCUUCUUUCUUUCUUUCUUUCUUUCUUUCUUUCUUUCUUUCUUUCUUUCUUUCUUUCUUUCUUUCUUUCUUUCUUUCUUUCUUUCUUUCUUUCUUUCUUC
Molecule: messenger RNA, 3779 nt
Organism: Acanthochromis polyacanthus (spiny chromis)
Lineage: Eukaryota; Metazoa; Chordata; Actinopteri; Pomacentridae
Product: heterogeneous nuclear ribonucleoprotein L-like
Exons: 15
Coding region: 320-2137 (605 amino acids)
Biological process (GO): regulation of RNA splicing; mRNA processing
Cellular component (GO): nucleus
Molecular function (GO): mRNA binding
Source: RefSeq, a predicted model, not a curated record